AUGCAAACAAUCAUUUUCUUAACAUUAACAGUGUUUACUGCUUAUUCUGCAGAGUGUUCACCAGCUGUUGUAGGGUGCACAUCUUGCGAAACAGAUGAUCAAACCAAAUGUGAAACAUGUGAAGGAGGGUAUUAUUUGGAAAGUGGUUCAUGCACCGAAUGUGUAGCCGGUUGUUCAGCUUGUAGUGAUGCUUCUACGUGUAGUUCAUGUAGUACUGGAUAUUAUUUGGAUGGAACAACAUGCAAAGCAGAAGUGGAGUGUAGUGCUUCUGCAACAGGAUGUUCAAAGUGCAAAGCUGAUACAACAACAUGUCUUUCAUGCACAGCUGGUUAUUAUUUGGGAAGUGGUUCUUGCACAGAAUGUGCAGCUGGCUGCUCGGCUUGCACUAGUUCCACUGUUUGUACUGCUUGUACUGAUGGUUAUUAUAAAGAUGUUGAUUCGUGCACAAAAUGUGCAGAAAACUGCACAAAAUGUACUGCGGCAAAUGUUUGUUCAGAAUGUGACUCCAAAUUUGUUGGAUACCUUUCUGAUGAUAAUGUAUGUACUGCAUGUGCGGCCAAUUGCACAAAAUGUACAAAAGAAGGCUGUUCAGCUUGUGUCACUGGUUUUGUAGGAUACCUUUCUAAAGAUAACGUGUGUACUGCCUGUUUUAAAGAUUAUAAUUGUGCCACAUGUGCCGAAGACACUACAGAUACCAAUGGUAAAUGUACCAAAUGUGAUACAACAACCAAGUACAAAUACAUGAAUGGCAAUAAAUGUGAUGAUUGUGCAACUGGAAAAAUAACAGUAAAAGAUACAUGUGAUACCACUGCAAAUGUAUGUGGAAAUGGGUGUGCUGCAUGUGUGGAAGUUGCUGGAACCACAAUAACAACCAAAUGCACCAAAUGCACCGCAACAACUGAUUACAUCAAUCUUGAUGGAACAUGUGCGACAACUUGCAAAACUGGCAAAGCAAAUGAAGCUACAAUGACUUGUGAAGAAUGCACUAUUGAUAGCUGUGAAACUUGUGAAACAGUUGAAAAUGCUGAACAAUGCACCAAAUGUGAUACCAAAUACAUUGCUGCUGACAAACUUUCAUGUGUUGAUUCAUGCACCACUGGUAAACCAGUUGAAACUCCAGUCAAAAAAUGUGAAGCGUGUGCUACUGCUAAUUGUGAUGUAUGUGACAAAGACGACAAGUGCACUAAAUGCAAGACCAAUUUUUAUCUGGUGGCUGACACUUUGAAGUGUGUUGAGAAAUGUCCAGAAGGAUAUAUGACAGAUAAAACCACAAAUAAAUGCAUUAAAUGUACCAUUGAAGGGUGCGCAACUUGUGAAAAGGUAGACGAAUGCACUGCAUGUAUGGCUGAAUACAUAUUGGAAGGAGGAAAAUGCAAUGGAGCACAUGCCAUUUUCGCAAUUUUGGCUAUAGUCGUUACGGCUUUCUUAUUCUAA
Molecule: messenger RNA, 1434 nt
Organism: Entamoeba invadens IP1
Lineage: Eukaryota; Evosea; Mastigamoebida; Endamoebidae
Exons: 1
Coding region: 1-1434 (477 amino acids)
Source: RefSeq, a predicted model, not a curated record